CACCAACAGCCUUGGUGAAGGGAUCUGCAAGUUGCUUCUCCGUUGGAAUGUAGGUGACGUUGAGGAAGCCUCGUUGCAUCUGAUCACACACAAGAUGGCAGUCGAGCUCUAUAUGCUUGGUGCGCUUAUGCUCGACUGGGUUGGAUGCCAUAUGGAUGGCUGAUUUGCUGUCACAGUGUACCUGUAAUGGGAGCUGUACAUGCUGAUGCUGUCACAGCGGACAAAUCAAUACUAACUUUCUUCUUUUCCGGGGGCGAGUUUUUCCAUCACACUCUCUCAUUGUCAUUGACCUCCGUCUCCCUCAUCUGAUCACUCUUUCCCCUUUUUCUCCCUUCUUCAACCCCAAAGCUCUUUCACUCUCCACUUGCGAUUUCAACACUGUAUUGAGCUGGGACUUUUCUGGAUUCCUGAUCUGGGUCAUAUCAAAGUUCCGACCUUUUGACGGUUUCAAUCUGUAUCGAGAUUCUUGUGCGCUCUUAACCUCAUGAUCCCAUUGCUUCUUCUUCCGUUGUGCAUUGCUGAAUCACUCGCAUCUGGGUAUGCUUGAUCUCGGCCGAUAUUGUAGCUCGAGAGCUGGAUUUGAAAUAUCAUGAGCACUUAUUCAAACAGCCCAAAGUCUUUUAAUGCAUAUCCACGGGGCGAUUUCGUUGAUCUAGAAUCGGCCACAUUGAAAAGGCCCCGCAAGUCCAAGAGUUCUUCCUCUCUUCACCCUUUGCGGAUGCUCAAAUCUUUAGGAAAUGGUUUCCAGUAUCACUACAAACUGCAUCCACUGCGGGUACUCUUCAUUUCCCUGUUGUUUGGGGUAUCAGUUCUCAUAAUUGUGUCUGUUUACCAGAGCCACCACAGAUCAAUGAGUUAUUACCAGAGUUUGGAUUUGGAACCGAAGGAGUAUCCAUAUGCCAAUCUGAAGAAUCUUGUGAUGGUUGCGGGACAUUCUAUUUAUACGACUAGUAGUUGUGGUGAUGCUGAUAAGGAGGAUUCUUGGUUUUUGGAGCCUUACCAGAAGCAUCCAGGUCAAGCUGCUACAUUCCUGGCUCACAUACAAGAAGGGGUUGAGAAUGUGGCAAAGGAUAAACAAGCUUUGCUUUUGUUUAGUGGUGGUGAAACUAGGAAAAAUGCUGGUCCGAGGAGUGAGGCCCAGAGUUACUGGGCUGUUGCUGAAUCGAAAAAAUGGUUUGGUAAUGAAGACAGUGUGAAAUGGAGGACACUGACUGAAGAACAUGCAAGAGACAGCUUUGAAAACCUUCUGUUCAGCGUAUGCCGGUUCAAAGAGCUUACUGGAACUUAUCCCCAAAAUAUAACGGUGGUUAGUUAUGAUUUCAAGGAGGAAAGAUUUGCUCAACUGCAUCGAUCAUCAAUUCGGUUCCCUGAGUCAAAUUUCUUCUACUCUGGCACCCCAGCCUCACCGGCAGCAAAAGAAGCAGCUGCGAAAGGUGAGGCAUUAGUGAGGUAUCAGUUUCUAGAAGAUCCAUAUGGCUGUCGAGGCUCACUCUGGCGUAAGAAGCUCGGUCGUGAUCCAUUCCAUCGGUCCAUCCCGUAUCCGAACGGCUGCCCAGAAAUCGAUGGUCUGUUCAGAUACUGUGGACAAACUCUCUAUCCAGGUUCUCUUCCGUGGGAUUAACCAGUAAAAAUUUUCUCUUUAAUUCUUCAUAUAGAGGGUAAAGCUAGAAACUUUUCAGCAUAUUGGUUGAGUAGAUAAUACAAAAGCUUGUUCUCUGCUGCACCCUUCUUGCAUAGUGUUGAUAAUACAUCAUCAUCUCACAACAAUAUUUUAUACAGAGAAAACUAAGUCCAAAUUAGUUCUAUGCUUUUCUAGUUGCAAUUAAGAACUAUGAUCGGAAAUCUGGCAGUGAAAAUACAUGAUGUUGCUGUAUUUGGCUGAAACACUGCAAAUCAUUAACAUUGAU
This is a messenger RNA of Linum tenue, 1907 nucleotides long. The record is from the annotation of a GenBank genome assembly. NCBI's taxonomy places the organism in Eukaryota, Viridiplantae, Streptophyta, Magnoliopsida, Malpighiales, Linaceae.